AUCAGGUAACAAAAGGUCAAUAACAACAGCUGGGCGCGCAUAGCAACCAGUUCAUUGUGUACUGAGCACCAUAGACGCCGCCAUCCUACCAACACCCCAUGCAUGACUAACCAACAUUGCGUGUGAGGCGGAAAAAAGGGGGCCAUUUUACGUGACAAUUUUGUUCUUUUCUAGGCCCGACUGGGCUGGAUAAUACAGCCAAAAUGACUGAGGUGAUGCAAGGACUGGUUUCAGACGCAAAAAGGAACAAAUUCUCUACAAUUCCGACGCUAACAGACGAAGAUGUUGUCAGUGUUUGGGACAAUGUUUCAAGCUUUGUGGAGAAGCAAAUGUCUAUGCAAAAGGGGGUCCACAUAGCCGGGCUGGGCACGUUUACGUACGUCCACAAAAAGUUGGACGUGGGAAACAACAAGUACAUCCUGAUCCAGCGACCAGUCUUCCUCUUGGCUGAGAAGUUUGCACAAACUCACCAACUGGAGGCCACUAAACACUACACCACAGGUGAAAUCCCAGUGGUCCAGCUGAACUUCGCAGCCCUGUCCCUGGAGACGCCAUUUGACCGUGACACGGUAGAAGCAUGCGUACGGGAGGUCCUGGGGGCACUGUCGCGGGCCGUGGGCUCCCGGAGGAACGUGGAGUUCACCUUCAACGGCAUCGGCAAGCUGCAGAUCCGAGACUCCAAGGUCAAGAUGAAGUUCUACAAGGAGUUCCUGACGUGUAUGGAUGGAUCGGGAAGAUUAGUGGAUGCACUGAAAAAUCGUCCUGGGACAGCUGAUUCUGUCAUGUCCGACAGAAUGACACCUACCAGACCUCUGACUUCUAACACAUUAGUAUUACCAAGGAUAUCCCCUAAGGGAGAAGGACUAAAUCUUGAAGGUGAGGAAACCAAGAAGCCGACCAUGCCCACUAUAGCGGAGGGUGCAGAUGAAGAGGAGAGGGAAGAACAUGUAGAGAUGGAGGAGGGAGGACAGGGAGAGGAAGAACAGAUGAUGGAGGAAGAAGUCAAAGUCCCUGCAAAAAAGUGCAGGAGAACGUGCAAGACUGGCAAGAGUAUAUUAAAAUCCAGGUUGUCGGCGCCCCCUAGCAGGGCAGGGUCGCGACUGCAGGCUCCCAUUGCCAAGGUGUCAGGAGUCAACCUGUUGGAGGAGUUUCAACCCCCUCUUACUCCAGCCAAGUCUCCCUGCUCUGUUAAAGAUGGCCGCUCACCACCAAAGAGUCCCCACCCUCCAAAAACACCACCUCCCUCACAGAUGCAAGUUCGCAUCUCAGGAGCCCCGCCCGAGGUUCACCAUGUCCUGGCCCCGCCCAGGACGGCGUGCUCGGAACACACGGGGUCGGGAGGCGACAUGUGCUACCUGUGCUACCAGCGGGCGGCGAGGAACAUCCCGGUCUCGUUCGCGGAGGAACGCAGGAGGAAGGAGUUGGAACAGGACAGGUUGCUGCAGCAGUAUCAGCACAUGAGAGACACAGAGGCCAUCGCAAAGGAACAGGAACAAGUGAUGGCUAACCGACAUCACAACCAGAAGGUGGCAGCCUUCAACUUGGGCGUGUCGGAGGCACUCAAGGCCAAGAAAGCCAAGAGAGACAUGAACUUCCACCGUGGGCUGGCCAGCGGACCUCAUGGCAAGAAUGCGUACAUCUUCCACACGCGCCCGCUGACUCCGCCGCGGUUAUUUAAACAAGAGGAACUUGCUAAGUUCCUGGAGGGGCAGGUUCAGCACAGGAAGGACAUGGAGAAGAGAGCAGCAGAGGACCAGUCCUUCAUAGAGAAACUAGAGCAGGCACAGCUGGCUGAGGAUUUGGCCAGGCAGCGAUACCUACAAAUGAAGGAAAAGUCUGACCAGACCAAGAAGUACAUGGAAGCUCUCGAUACUCAGAUACGGGACAUGGCGUCCCUGGUGCCAGAGAUCCCCAUCAGGAAUGUUAGCUUCAGGCGGCCACACUUCCUGGAACCGCUGGUGUUCCCAGGCACGGAUAGAACAGACAGUAGUCAGAUAGAUAGGGAGGAUCAGGAAGACAAGGAAGAAGAUAGUCAGGAUUGUGAAGAUGAGCAGACUAGUGAGGUGAAAGAUAAGAAGGAAGAUGAGGAGGACAAGCUGGUCAAAAGGGUGCGUUUCAAGCCCCUCCCCCUCCCCAAGGCAGUGUCAGACUCCAAGAAGCCCAUAUUUGGUCUGAACGACAUGACCAAUGAGAAGCUAGCGGAGCAGCGCCGCCGUGCCCAGAACCUGUACAAGGAACAGCUGGACGCCGUGGCGCAGCGGAAGAGAGAGGCCAUCCUGAAACAUCUGACUGAACAGAAAGAGGAGGGCGACAUGUUGGCCAGGACUCGACAAGACCUUCUGCAGGACCGUGCCAACCGUUACGCCACCAUGUACAGCAUGCGCAAGUCUCUGGAGGACACGUGGCGCGGCGCCGUGGACACCAAGAGGGAACGCGACCAAGAUGAGCUUCUCCAUCGCAUGGCGCCCGGGGAGAUGCUCCUGGACCAGACGGAGCACUACCGGCGCUGUAAGCAGUGUCAGAGGAGGCCGGCCAACUGUGGGGAGUCCAACGUGUGGAGCGAGUCGCGCUACAUCCCCGGCUCCAGGCUUAUGGUGUAGAAACUUCCUCCAUCUUUACAGUGAACAAUUAUUGGACAGUCUUUCGGCGUGGUCAUAUUCUUUGUAGGCCAUCAUACGAUUUUGGAAAUUUUCAAACGAGCGUUGACAGAACCAACUGGCAACAAGAAUCCUUUCCAUAACAAGACAUUAGGUAAAUUUUGCACAGGAAUACCCUCAGAUUGUGAUCGUAUGAUGACUGUACAAUAGAUAUGACCGCGCUGUUAACGUGUGACUUUGGACUUGCAAGGGAUAUCUACAACCUUUUUAAAAUCCUCUUCCUACCGAUCUGUCUUCACGUCUCUUUUUUUAUAAAAUUUCACAGUACAUCAACUUAAGAGACGAGUUCGUAAAGGGCCAUUGUGUAAUGUAGCAUGUUUUGCGAAACAGGCCCAUACACAUGUACUUAAGAUACAGAUUAUUGUGUUAGAUCGAGCUUUCUUCCAAAGCAAAAGUACAAGACUUAACUGAAUGUUUUUGUACACUUUAUAUCUACUGGUGUAAAAUAUGGCAUAAAACACCCUUUUCAAAGUCCAACUAUAAAGCAAGCCACACAUUUCGACACUAUUUUUGGUACUGGUAUAAUUCGACAGGACAUUUUAUAAUCCAUUUUAAAUGCAUUAAAGCUGCUAUAUGGUCUGUACAGUUUUGAUAUGUUUGUGUAUAUUGACACUAUUGUUGUGACAAUUACUUUCACAUUUGUUAUAUGCAGUAGCUUAGAGUUUACAUUUAUGUGAAAGGUCUAUUGUUUUUGUGUGUGCUUUUCAGUAUUACAUUUGUAUAUUAUAUACAAUCAUUCAAGAUGGAGGAUCCUCUACUACCAAAGUUUUUAAGUUACUGAGAAUGUAUAAUUUUCAUGACAAAGCAUUUGAGCUACUAGUUUAUAAGAUCAUGUGUAUAUUAAAAAUCAUGGGCACUAUGUGAGAAACAUUGCUGGUACACAAAACGUACACCUCUAAUAACAACCUACCACAGAAAUGUUUUGAGAAAGAAGGGUUCAUGCACUGUGUGGAAAUCUGAGCACAAAUGCAUUUUUCACAACUGUACUGGAAAUCAAAUAUAAGCAUGGUUACUGAUGUAUCCUGAUGUGUAUGCUGAAAGCAAAUAAAAGCAUUUAUUUUGCUCAAA
Messenger RNA from Branchiostoma floridae (Florida lancelet), 3725 nucleotides. RefSeq names its product coiled-coil domain-containing protein 81-like. NCBI's taxonomy places the organism in Eukaryota, Metazoa, Chordata, Leptocardii, Amphioxiformes, Branchiostomatidae. The record is from RefSeq and is a predicted model, not a curated record. Gene Ontology annotation, cellular component: centrosome. Bases 204 to 2600 code for a protein of 798 amino acids. The transcript is spliced from 16 exons.